Messenger RNA from Acanthaster planci (crown-of-thorns starfish), 2023 nucleotides. RefSeq names its product C-type lectin domain family 17, member A-like. NCBI's taxonomy places the organism in Eukaryota, Metazoa, Echinodermata, Asteroidea, Valvatida, Acanthasteridae. The record is from RefSeq and is a predicted model, not a curated record.
ACCUGCAUCAAAUCAUCAACCAGCCGGAAACGUUUCUAAUUUUGUAUUCUCAAACGAGCUGAUGACUUGAAAAUGAACGCACCAUUUACACUUCGCUGCUAUCGGGUGCGUCUUUCUUCGUCAAUACCGCGGUUCUACACUGUAAUCCCUUAAUAGCAAAUCGUUGUGCCAAGACCGCUGGUGGACCAAAAUUGAAAGACCACUUAUUAAAAUACUUCUACAGUGACUCACAGUCUCAUCAACAGACAACAAAAGUGGUUUAGCGUUGCAGUUACAAGCGGUAUACAACAGAACAAGGAUUAAAGUGGAACCAGGAAAUAAGGUUCAGGAUUACUUUUAAAGUUUCAUUAUAUCGUCAUUUUUUCUGCAUUUUUCCGGAUCUUCAGAAAAAGCUCGGUGCUCUUUCUCUGGUGUCAUUUCACAGGGGUUUGUGUGUCGUUUUACAUAAUAGACCGGAACUUGAACUGCACGGUGAUUCUGAUUGAGUGUUUGUAACGAGAGGACGCGUGAGUCAGAAUGCUUGAGACUGGUGUUGCAUUGUUUGUGAUGGCUUUGGCAAUCUGUCCCGCGGUCUUGUGCCCGUUGGGAUGGCGUUCGGGUCGCGAAUCUUGUUACCGCUUUACCCCAUCACCAGCCAGUUGGAAUGAUUCCCGCUGGGCGUGCUGGGAGAUGGGGGCCGAGAUGGCCGUUCCCUUGUCGCCCCAGGAAAACGAGCUCAUGAGAGAGAUGGCCGAAAGUGCAGGUCUUCAGAAAUUCUGGAUUGGCUGUAAUGGCCUGGACGUCAAGGGGAAAUGGAUGUGCGAAGAGCAAGAGAAGGGAGAGCCAUACCUAAAGUGGCGGCCUGACGAAUUGAAUGUUAAUGACUACCAGGACUGCGCUGUAGUACUCUCCAACAGCAAACGUGGUGGCGUCGUGAAUGACCGGUACUGCACCCAGCUGAUAGUGGCCAUGUUUGUCCGUCGAGGCCUUUGUGUCGAUCACCCCGGUCCAUCUACCUGUGAGUACCGACCAGCUCUUAACAGUUUCUACUGCUUCCCUGCAGACACCAACAGACAGCUUCUCAACUCCUGCCUCUUCGAUCACGUCAUCAGAGAGUUUGUUACCGAGAGCAACCCCAGCUGCACCUCGGCCUGCAUCAUGGAGCCUGCAUGUCGCUCCUUCAACAUCAAACUCAGUGACCAAGGACAGGCAUUCUGUCAACUCAGUAAUGCAACACGCUGCGAUGACCUGGACAAGUUCCAAGACGUGAAUUUUAUCUGCAACUGCGCCCAGGAGUGCGUCGAUUAGUCCCUAUUGGCAGCCAUACGCUCGGUCCAAUAAAAAAUAAGAGGAAUCCGGAUGGUAUUAAAAUGUCACCACACAAAAUCAACUUGACUUAACUAUGCCUUCAGAAAGCGCAAAUCUCUCUCGUUCUACUCCUAUCAUAUUUAUGAAGUAAGGGGAGCAGACAGUCCGUCAAGCAAACAGGGCGGUUUUCUUUUCACUGCUAUUAUUUUUGUCGCAUCCGAACUUGGGCUAAAAUUUAACUGGACGAACGACGCCACUUGCUCGGAAAAAUUUUGUCUACUGAAUACCACCACUGACUUUUUUUUUCAUUAAAGAAGCGUUGUGUGCCCGGUUCAUGACAAUACGAUAGUUUGGACAUUGGUGUGUUUUAUUAUGAAAUUAUUCAAUGUAACAAUAGGAACAAACAGUAGUAUGUUUUCCUUGCAUAAUUUGAGCGAAGACGCAGUCUUGUAACAGUUGGUGGAACACCGGAAGUUAUUCUACAGAGUACAGAUAUUCCCAACCAAUUCUGCACUUCUUUCAUUAAAAUUGCUUCAAAGAAAGUUUAAUUUUGUCAAAGAGGGAUCCCUCGCCUCAAAUGUUGAAUCCAAUUGUUUAAAUAACACCACUAGAUUUCACUUUCAGUUCAUUGCAGUUCACGAAAGAAAGCAUUAUUAUUUGUCAUUUUUAUAGUAAUUUUUGUCUCACUCCGGCAAUGGCGUUGAAUUGGAAAAGUAAAUUCGUCUUUUAUCAUUCA